Mya arenaria is the source of this 2721-nucleotide messenger RNA. Its product is annotated as elongator complex protein 5-like. Gene Ontology annotation, molecular function: tRNA binding. Gene Ontology annotation, cellular component: cytosol; nucleus; elongator holoenzyme complex. The coding region runs from base 68 to 979 and encodes 303 amino acids. NCBI's taxonomy places the organism in Eukaryota, Metazoa, Mollusca, Bivalvia, Myida, Myidae. The record is from RefSeq and is a predicted model, not a curated record. Gene Ontology annotation, biological process: tRNA wobble uridine modification. The transcript is spliced from 8 exons.
AACACUUCCGGUUACCUCGCGUGCAAUUUGGCGGGAAAUAUUUCCUGCACACAGCUCAUGUGUAAAAAUGAUUGGCGAUAUUCUCGAAGGAAAAGAAAAAUCGAAACUUGUUCUUAUUAAAGAUACAGUUGAUCAGAGUGGAAAGCCAGUGCUGCUUAGCUUGAUUUGCAGCCUCGCAAAAAGGGUGGAGAGGGUCCAUGUGAUCUGUUGGGACAGAAAUCCAGGCCAUUUACAGUCAUGUAUCCCACAGCAAUACAGUUCAAGGGUGGUUUGUCAUGAUGGAAGCAGAGACUGUCUGGGUAUCCAUGACAAUGAGAGCCUUAGUGUGACCUCUGACCUUGUGUCAUACCUGACCUCACAUCCCGGUCACCAUAGCAACCCUGCACAUCACACUGUUGCUGUGGUGAUAGACAACCUCAGUCUCUCUUUGCUACACAGGGCUGCACCAUACACUUGUCGGAUAUUGGCCAAUUUAAGGGAUGCUAAAAUAAGCGGUGCAGAUGUGGAGCAGGUUGCUGCACUCCUCCAUGCUGAUCUCCAUGACAACCACAGCCUUACUCUGCUUGAGCACCUAGCAACCACCAUCAUCAAUGUGAUGCAGCCAAAAAUGGACCAGUUCCUCAUGGCAGCCAAUAUUCUUCAUAAGCGAUUAUCGGGAAAAGUUGUGAGAAUUACAGAGCAUUUCAAUGUGGAUGAAGAUUACAGGAUGUGUGAUGUCACUGAGUUGAAAUCUGUUGCGGAUAUACAGGCCACAUCUGAACCACCUCAGGUUGACCCAGCAGCCAAUCUGACAUUCAACUUGACCUUGACAGACCAGGAGAAAGUAGCUCGCAGCCAGGUCAAACUGCCAUAUACAUAUGACACGGAAAAACAGACCGAGACCCUGGAGCGCUCAGUCGGAGAGGGAAAGAUAUUUUACCAGCCCGACGAAGCCGAUGACUUUGAUGAGGAAGAUCCUGAUGAUGACCUUGACAUCUGACCUUGACCACAGCCUCCUGAGCUUCACCAUGGGAAUGAGUAUUGGCUCAGGCAAACAAGCAUCAUCACCAUGGCAACACAGCCUUCAUCGAAGCAAUCUGAUAUUUUACUUCAAGAAUAGAAGCACACUACAAAUGAAGAUUGAAAGUUUGCAUCACAUGUUUAGAUCGAUAAGGUUUGGGAUUAUGAUAUGUUAGAUAAAAUAUGUACAGUUUGUUAUAUAUGUAUUUUUAUGAUUUGAUAGGAAUUGAAAGAUACAUGUAUAUAUUUUGAGCAUUUAUGACAGGAGUAUUCUACAGUUUGAUGGACCAGGCCCCAAUUUCUCAAAACUUCUUAAGCUUAACAGGUUUAAGUCGCUUAUUUCAAUUAGCCAACAUACGUACUGAAAAUGGAUUUUGAUAAAUGAAAAAUGGUUUAUUCUUAUAUUCAUAUAGAUUAUUCCAACAUAAUUUCUAAAAAAUCUUGAAGAAGUAAAUAUAGCACAUUUUAUAGAACAACAAAAAUAGUGGGAUUAGCUUAAUCCUGUUAUAAGGGACUUAAGAGGUUUCGAGAAAUUGGGGCCAGUUGUAGACGAAAUAAUCUUUGUGGAAUGAUAAAGUCUGGUCAUCCUGUUGUGUUUCACAUUUGUUGCUGGAAAUAUAGAACUAUUUCCAUAAAAGUAUUGUACUGCAGAUGUUUUCCACCUCGGUGUAAAUGACAAAAUAUGUGGAUUUACCAGUAUAUUUGAAACAAAGAAAAAAGGCAAAGCCCCUUUGAAGUGCAUUAGUUUUAAGAAAUUUAAAAUUUACAAAAUUAACAUUUAUUUUUUUGUAAGGCCGAAAAAUAAUAAUUUAAAAGCCCUAAUUUACUUUAAAAACAGUAGGGUCAGCACCUAUAUCGUAGGUAGGGUCCAAAUGUAUCUUUUCUUAAGCCUUAAAUGUGUGAUUUUAGAGGCUAUGCUUUGUGCAAUAGUAUUAUUUUUAAUAUCAAGUUUUAAACAACCAUUGGUGUGUUAGGUUUGGAUUUCAAUUGUCGAGGCAAAAAGGAUUUAUGUGACAUAAAAAAUAGUCUAUUUCACUCUUAUUCUUUUGUGGAGUUUUGCAAAAAUAGACCCUACUAUUCACUAGCAUGAAAUUCCUAACUGUACAACUCAGUAUAAAUAGAUCUUAACUCAAACCUGAUGAAAUAAUUACCGUAUCAGUUCGUCCCCUAAAGCUCAAAAUACAAAUUUUGCUGCUUAAAAAGUAUUGAUGGUGGAAAUUGCUGUAUAGGAUUAAUGUUAAAAGUUUUAUGAAAUUUUACUGCAUCCAGUUUAUCUCAUCACAGUAAUUGUUGUACAGUUUGCAAUAAAUGUCCUGAGAUUUUUUUGUAUUGAAAUGCAGCUUACGCCCAAAACAGAGUAAUGUUAUGAUUUCUAGCCUUAUGAUCUUUAUUGAAACUGAACACAGCAUUUAUUUUCAAAUAUUCUUUGAUUGUUGCAUUUUCACAGUAAAUGUGUUAUGCUGGUUUUUUUCUCAAGGGCCUUUCUUAACAUGUGAGCAGAAAAUACAUACAAGUGUGAGAUAUGUGAUGCUGGUUUUUUGUUCAAGGGCCUUUCUUAACAAGUGAGCAGAAAAUCCAAACAAGUGUGAGAUAUGCUGUGCUGUUUUUUUUCUCAAGGUCAUUUCUUAACAAUUGAACAUAAAAUCUAUACAGAUAUGUUAUGCUGUUUUUUCUCAAGGGUCUCUCUUAACAAGUAAGCAGAAAAUAAAUACAAGUGUGAGA